Molecule: messenger RNA, 1328 nt
Organism: Uloborus diversus
Lineage: Eukaryota; Metazoa; Arthropoda; Arachnida; Araneae; Uloboridae
Product: methylglutaconyl-CoA hydratase, mitochondrial-like
Exons: 1
Coding region: 305-1207 (300 amino acids)
Biological process (GO): fatty acid beta-oxidation
Cellular component (GO): mitochondrion
Molecular function (GO): enoyl-CoA hydratase activity
Source: RefSeq, a predicted model, not a curated record
GUCAAAUAUUGUUUAUCUUGUUGUCUUGGCACUUCAAACUUAGAUUUUAUAAAUGUCAUUGCGCUAUAAUUCAAUCAUUGAUCUGCAUAUUAAUUUGUAAGCCAGGCGAACAUCAUUGAACCUUUUCAGUUCAAUGCAAUUUCAAUUAAAAGUUUGGGAUUAGAUAAGCAUUUAUGUGAUUUCAAUCACUCAACAGAGAGGAUACAAAUUCAUCUAUCUACUUUUGGACGAUAAUAAUUUCUUUUCAGUCACAAUUAUUCUUCAAGAGGAUUGAUAAUUGUUAUUGUUUUAGCUUUAAAAAAAAAUGUAUUUCACAAAUCAUUUCAGAAACAUUCCAUUGCGCUUAGCUUCUUCUAAAUUUUACAAUCCUAUCAGGAAGAGUGCUUGCAAAGUUAGUACAGUUCAAUCUCAAGGUUUUGUCAUGGAAAAAUUGACAGGAGAUCGGGAAGGUAUUGUAACAUUAGGCUUCAAUCGUCCAGAAACAAAAAACGCAUUAAGCAAGUCAAUGUUAGAUUCCUUUAGUGAAGCUGUUGAGUCAAUAAAAUACGAUAAAAGUGCAAGGGUGGUUAUACUUCAUAGUUUAGUGAAAAAUAUAUUUUGUGCUGGAGCUGAUUUAAAGGAAAGAGCGGUAAUGCCCGAAUCUGAAGUAGGACGUUUUGUUGGCAAAAUUUGCCAAUUAAUUACGAACUUUUAUGACCUUCCUUUGCCAACGAUUGCUGCUAUUGAUGGCCCAGCUCUUGGUGGUGGUUUAGAAAUAUCAUUGGCAUGUGACAUAAGAAUCGCGUCUUCGACUGCCAAAGUGGGUUUGGUAGAAACAAAGCUGGGUAUCAUUCCUGGAGGUGGAGGAACUCAGCGUUUGCCUCGCAUUGUCGGACCUGCUGUUGCGAAAGAACUUAUCUUUACUGGUCGAAUCAUUGAUGGAUCCACCGCUUUGGAAAUAGGAUUGGUGAACCAUGCAGUUGAGCAAAAUUCUGAUGGGAAUGCAGCAUUUCUCAAAGCACUAGAGCUUUCAGAAGAAAUAAGUAAACAGGGACCUAUUGCUGUGAGACUGGCUAAGUUAGCAAUCAAUAAAGGCUUGGAAGUUGAUCUCCAUACUGGCUUAGCAUUGGAAGAAGCCAACUAUGCUCAAACUAUAGGAACAAAAGAUCGUAUUGAAGGUCUUGUUGCUUUUAAAGAAAAAAGACCUCCAAAAUUUACAGCGGAAUAAAAACUUUAACUAGAAUUUAAAAAGAAACUUAUAUUUUGUUUAUUUUGCUUAAAGAUUUGAAUUUUUUUUAAAACUUUAUUAUUGUUUAGAAUAAAAUUAUUUUCUUAAAUAUCAAAAGUCU